AUGGAGCCGCCUUCGAAGAAACCGCGCAAGCUCAUGGAGGACAGCGACUCCGACAGCGACUCCGAUAGCCAAGGGGGAGUCUCCGUGGCUCCAGAUACUGGUUUCAAAAUCAAUGAAGAGUACGCUCGUCGGUUUGAGUAUAAUAAGAAGAGAGAGGAACGGCAACAACUGGAAGCAAAAUUAGGCAAAAGUGCAACAAGCUCUCGCAAACAGGCCAACGGCGACGAAUUAUCCGAAGAAGAGGACAGCUCCGACGAAGAAGAUGAGGACGAAGAUGGGGAACUCGCAACCGAAGCUCUUGACUCGGAGAUCUUUGCAACCUUGAACGCCAUCCGAUCCAAAGACCCUCGCGUGUACGAUAAGGACGUAAAAUUCUACUCGGAAGCGACCGAAUCUGGGACACCAGAUACACAAGAAAAGAAGACGGAAAAACCGAUGUACCUUCGCGACUACCAUAGACAGAACCUGUUGAAUGGUGACGCUGUGGAGGAAGCUGAUGAUACUCCAAAGACAUUCGCGCAAGAGCAAGCAGACCUUAAAAAGAGCGUUCUUCAAGAGAUGCAAGAUGCCGCCAAUGAUGCAAGCUCGGAUGAGGACGAAGACGGAGAUUUCCUAGUUGCGAAAUCCAAGUCGGACAAUGACGGAGUCUCUCAGAAAAAGCCGGAGAUCGAGCUUGACGUUGAGAAUGCGGAUAAGGAUCCUGAAACAUUCUUGUCGAAUUUCCUGACUGCUAGGGCUUGGAUACCGACAAAAGUCUCCCAAUUCCAACCGUUUGAAUCGGAUGACGAGGAAGAGGAAAAGAGAGCGGAGGAACUUGAAGAAGCAUACAACUUCCGAUUUGAAGACCCCAACAAAUUGAAUGAGAAGCUCAUGACCCAUGCUCGUGACACCGCAAAUCAGUUUUCUGUCCGCCGAGAUGAAAUGAGCAGUCGUAAGAAGAAGCGAGAGGCCGAACGCGAAAGGAAAGAAGCGGAGCGUCGGGAGAGAGAGAACCAGAAGAACCGACUACGCAAAUUGAAAUUGGAAGAGCUAGAAGAGAAGGUUGAGAAGAUUAAACAAGCUGCAGGUCUCAAGGCGGCUGAUUUUACAGAGGAAGAAUGGGCACAAUUCCUUGAUGAUAACUGGGACGAUGAGAAAUGGGAGAAUGAGAUGGCCAAGCGGUUUGGUGAGGAUUACUAUGCUCAGGAUGAUGCCGAACUAGACGACGAUGAAGAGGAAUCUGGCGGCAAGAAAAAGCGAAAACCUAAGAAGCCAACAUGGGAUGACGACAUUGAUAUCAAGGACCUUGUACCUGACUUUGAGGACGAGGCUGCGCCAGGAGUUAGCCUUACCGAUGACGAAGAAGGAGAAGAAGCGGUCGAUGGAGAGGACGAUGAGGAGAGUGGGCGUGCCAAGAAGAAGAGUCGUACUCAAGAGAAGCACGAUCAAAAGCGAGCAGCUCGUAAAGAAAAACGACGCAUCGAAGAAGCAGUGGAGCGCAAUCUGGAUCUUGAUCCAACUCUGCUACCGGGUGCAACCAGGAAGAACGCAUCUCACUUCCGCUACCGAGAGACAUCCCCUCAGAGCUUUGGUCUUACUGCUCGCGAUAUCCUCAUGGCAGACGACUCCCAGUUGAAUCAAUUCGUUGGGCUGAAGAAGCUUGCGACAUUCCGUGACCCUGAGCGGAAACGCCGCGACUUGAAGAAGAUGGGUAAGAAGGCGCGUCUUCGUCAAUGGCGGAAAGAUACUUUUGGCACUGAGGAAGAGCCGGAGUUUGUGCUUCCACAGGCGCCCGCUGCUGCUGCCCAGGAGGAGGAAGGCGAUGAGAUGAAGGUUGAUAUCCGCGAGGGCGGGUCUCGCAAGAAAAGAAAGAGGUCAAAGAAGCAUUAG
Talaromyces marneffei is the source of this 1869-nucleotide messenger RNA. RefSeq lists its product as uncharacterized. NCBI's taxonomy places the organism in Eukaryota, Fungi, Ascomycota, Eurotiomycetes, Eurotiales, Trichocomaceae. The record is from RefSeq and is a predicted model, not a curated record. The coding region runs from base 1 to 1869 and encodes 622 amino acids. Gene Ontology annotation, cellular component: nucleolus; 90S preribosome. The transcript has 2 exons. Gene Ontology annotation, biological process: endonucleolytic cleavage in ITS1 to separate SSU-rRNA from 5.8S rRNA and LSU-rRNA from tricistronic rRNA transcript (SSU-rRNA, 5.8S rRNA, LSU-rRNA).